UCCAGAAAAGAAGGAGAGAGAGAGAGAGAAAGAGAGCGACAGGAAGCCUCAGCCUCCUGGCCCUAGACGGCUGGGCCAGGGCACCAGGACUGCGCAGCAUGUGGGAGCUCCGCUCUAUAGCUUUCUCCAGGGCUGUGUUUGCAGAGUUCCUGGCCACUCUCCUCUUCGUCUUCUUCGGCCUGGGCUCAGCUCUCAACUGGACUCAGGCCCAGCCCUCUGUGCUACAGAUCGCCAUGGCCUUUGGCCUGGGCAUCGGCACCUUGGUGCAAGCUCUGGGCCAUGUCAGUGGGGCCCACAUCAACCCUGCCGUGACGGUGGCUUGCCUGGUGGGCUGCCAUGUCUCCUUCCUUCGAGCCAUCUUUUACGUGGCUGCCCAGCUGCUGGGGGCCGUGGCCGGGGCCGCUUUGCUCCACGAGAUCACCCCAGCAGAAAUCCGAGGGGAUCUGGCCGUCAAUGCGCUGCACAACAACGCAACGGCUGGCCAGGCGGUGACUGUGGAGCUCUUCCUGACCCUGCAGCUGGUCCUCUGUAUCUUUGCCUCCACUGAUGAGCGCCGUGGAGACUGCUUGGGCAGCCCUGCCCUCUCCAUUGGCUUCUCUGUGACCCUGGGCCACCUUCUUGGGAUCUAUUACACUGGCUGCUCCAUGAAUCCUGCCCGAUCCCUGGCUCCAGCUGUCGUCGUGGGCAAAUUUGAUGAUCAUUGGGUCUUUUGGAUCGGACCCCUGGUCGGCGCCAUCCUGGGCUCCCUCAUCUACAACUACGUGCUGUUCCCCUCGGCUAAGAGCCUGUCUGAGCGCCUGGCGGUGCUGAAGGGCCUGGAGCCCGACACCGACUGGGAGGAGCGUGAGGUGCGGCGGAGACAGUCGGUGGAGCUCCAUUCCCCGCAGAGCCUGCCGCGGGGCAGCAAGGCCUGAGCGCCAUAGCGCUCCUCCGUCGCACCACCAACCCCGUGGGACCCCCGCCCCAGCGGAAAGCCCACCUUGACCCUCCUUUCCCCAGGCCCUAAGUUGGCCCCCCGUACAGAGUAGCUGCUUCAGGAACCAGCGUUGUGAGCGGCAGGAUGGGGGUCUCAAGAGGGUGCCCCUCACCCCCACAAUCCUGGUAGAAAUCCCCCCCAUUCGCGCCCCCCCCCCGUCCUGAGGUUGGGGACCCAGCAAUCCACGACGUCCUGGUUCCUUGCAGGACACUGGCGACCCAGGGGGAGGGCAGGGCUGGUGGGCGGGAAGUGGAGAGAGCUUUGGAGAGCCUGCCCCAGGGUACGUGGGUAAUGUACACGGGCGUUUCCCCCCCCCCAUUUGGGCAUGGUACACCCCGGUUCUGUUCCUAUGUACCUGUGUGUUCAUCCCCAAGUGCAGGGGCUGCCCGUGUCUGCGACUGAGCAGGUUCACCUGGGGUGGUGUACCACUGGGGAUUUCUCUCGCUUCCUCUUACACCUGCAAUAAAUCCACCUCUCUACA
Messenger RNA from Dipodomys ordii (Ord's kangaroo rat), 1457 nucleotides. RefSeq names its product aquaporin 2 (collecting duct) (gene Aqp2). Gene Ontology annotation, molecular function: water channel activity. NCBI's taxonomy places the organism in Eukaryota, Metazoa, Chordata, Mammalia, Rodentia, Heteromyidae. Gene Ontology annotation, biological process: transmembrane transport. Gene Ontology annotation, cellular component: plasma membrane; apical plasma membrane. The coding region runs from base 99 to 914 and encodes 271 amino acids. The record is from RefSeq and is a predicted model, not a curated record. The transcript is spliced from 4 exons.